Molecule: messenger RNA, 1623 nt
Organism: Penicillium manginii
Lineage: Eukaryota; Fungi; Ascomycota; Eurotiomycetes; Eurotiales; Aspergillaceae
Product: flavin-containing monooxygenase
Exons: 1
Coding region: 1-1623 (540 amino acids)
Molecular function (GO): oxidoreductase activity
Source: RefSeq, a predicted model, not a curated record
AUGACCCGGACCGGUCCCCAUGUUGAUGUCGACGCCGUCGUGAUUGGUGGCGGCUUCGGUGGAUGCAAUUCACUCUACAAGCUCCGACGCCUCGGCCUGUCAGUGAAGCUGAUCGAAGCCGGUAGUGGAUUUGGCGGGGUGUGGCAUUGGAAUCGUUACCCCGGCGCCCGCGUCGAUACGGAGAUGCCAUCUUACCAGUUCAACAUUCCUGCUGUGUACAAGGGUUGGAACUGGUCUGAGCGCUUCCCAGGCGACGAAGAACUACGAGCAUACUUCCAACAUGUCGACAACGUCCUCGACUUGAGCAGGGAUACCUUUUUCAACACAAUCGUCAACAAUGUUCGAUAUGACACCGCCACAGCUCGGUGGAACGUUCAGACUGAAUCUGGACUAUCGGCAACUUGCAAGUACCUCAUCGCUGCCACCGGAUCCUCGCAUAAAAAGCACUAUCCGGCCUUCAACGGGCUAGACAAUUUUCGUGGAAAGUUUGUUCAUGCGGCCGAUUACCCCGAAUCUUUGGAUCUUAAGGGAAAGCGUGUCGGCGUGGUUGGAAAUGGUGCCUCUGGUCUUCAAAUCGUGCAGAAUGUCGCCAAGGAAGAUUGUGAUCUCAAAGUCUUUAUUCGCACGCCAUGCUUCGCCAUUCCAAUGAAACAGCGUCAGAUUUCUCCCGAAGAAGCAGAGAUGAUGAAGGGCUACUAUGACGGGAUCUUUGAGCGCAACUACAAAUCCACGGCUGGCUUUCCACACAACACCAUCUUCAAAUCUGCUCACCAAGCCACACCCGAAGAGAGAAAGGAAUUGUUCGAUGAACUGUGGGAACGAGGUGGUUACAGUUUCCUGGUAUCGAACUACUACGAUUUCCUUCUGGACGAAGGUGCCAAUUCGAUCUUCUACAAUUACUGGAUCCAGAAAGUCCGCGCUCGCAUGACGAAUCCUGAGAAAAUGGAUCUCGUAGCGCCCUUGAAGCAACAGAUGCUGAUUGGAACCAAGAGACCCAGUCUGGAGCAGGAUUACUAUGAAAUGAUCGACCGAUCCAACGUGACCCUCCACAACCUGAAGAAGUUUCCUAUCCUAGAGUUCGACGCUACAGGAAUGGUGACAAGCGACGGCAAAACAACGCAGCACCACGAUCUAGAUGUGGUCAUCUUUGCCACGGGCUACGAUGCUGUCACUGGAAGCUUGCUAGACCUGGCAAUUUCGGAUAAGAAUCAAGUUCCAUUGAGCGAGAAGUGGAAGAAUGGCGUCCUCACACACCUUGGCAUGAUGGUUCCAGAUACGCCCAAUCUAUUCAUUGUUUAUGGUCCUCAAGCGCCUACUUCGCUAGCUAAUGGCCCGCCUUUCAUUGAAAUGGAGGUUGAUUGGAUCUAUCAAGUGAUUGAAAAGAUGCAAAAGGAAGGACUCAGCUCCAUUGAAUCUACUCAGGCCGCUGCGGAAGCUUGGCGCGACGAGGUCCAUGCUGUUAGCCAGUAUACUCUCUAUCCUAAGGCUGAUUCGUGGUAUAUGGGCUCUAAUAUUCCUGGCAAGAGACGUGAGCCACUUGUCUAUCUUGGUGGUAUGCAACGUUGGUGGAAGAGUUGCAAGGCUGGAUUGGAGAGCUGGCAGGGAUUCAGUACGUCUUCUUAA